Molecule: messenger RNA, 2094 nt
Organism: Lacerta agilis (Sand lizard)
Lineage: Eukaryota; Metazoa; Chordata; Lepidosauria; Squamata; Lacertidae
Exons: 10
Coding region: 15-1076 (353 amino acids)
Molecular function (GO): protein binding
Source: RefSeq, a predicted model, not a curated record
ACACCCCCUGGGCAAUGCAGCCUGCACGGCGGGGCCGCCUGUCCCUGGCAGGACCGAGCGCUCCUGCCCCCACCACCAACCCUCAAGAGAACGUCACAAGCAGCCCCUCCAUCUCCGGGGAUCUCCGGCUGCUCCAUACGAUAGAUUGUGGAGAUCAGCUUCUUUGCUGCCAGUUCAAUAAUGAAGGGACACGGAUUGCAGCAGGAAUACGCACUGGUACCAUUAAGGUGUACUCUGUGAACGAUGGGUCACUUCAUCAAGUUCUUGCUGACAGUGAGACUGAAGCCCUUGGGUUACCUGUCACCUCCCUGCACUUUAUGCCUCGUGGGCCUGCUCACAACGGGGAUGUCUUGCUUGCCACCUAUUCCGGCGGGAAAGUGAAACUGUGGCAUGUUCCCUCCCGCACCUGCGUGAGAACCAUAACGGAAGACCGCCAGACAAUGAUCGCCACUUUCAACCCUUCUGGCUCCAAGUUCCUCACAGGUGGAUCAGGGCCCGGGAUUUACAUGUAUGAUGCUCAGACCUGGGCGAAAUUGCAGACUUUUAGCCCAAGCUACUCCCCCACUGUGAUGGAUGGGCACACGUCCCGGGUAUAUGCCCUGACCUUCUUCCCAGACAACGAUGAACGAUUUAUCUCUGGAGGAUGGGAUGACACAGUGCAGUUCUGGAGCAUGCAGUCAUCAAAUUCCCUACGGCGCCUCUCUGGGCCUCACGUCUGUGGCGACGCCGUCUCGAUAGACAAAACUGGGACACAUAUCCUGACAGGCUCCUGGAGGAGGCACAACACCUUGCAGAUCUGGGAAGCUGAAACUGGCUCCAAGAUCAUGGACAUCCCAGAAGACUUCCGGGGCCACUCGCAGAUUUAUACCUGCCACUUCCUCGGUGUUGACCAUAUCAUAGCUGGUGGGAGCCGGAAUAACUUAUGUCGGCUCAUUGACAGGAGAAUCCUCAUGAGCACAGGGGUACUGAACGACCUGCCUGGAGGUGUCUACAGUACCCAUGUCAGCCCCCGUGGGAUCCUAGCUGCUACUUCCAACAAUAAUUUGUACCUCGCACAGACUCCAGUGAGACCUUGAGCCCUCCCCUUUCAGAAGGCUCGGCUUGAAACUCUCACCACAGAAUUAUGUCACCAACACCUUCCCAUCAUGCUCUGCUUCAAAUGAUUGUUGAAACCUUCCCAUCAUGCCCUGCUGAUUAAGGACAUGCCAACACGCCCGGCUAUCGUAUGAUAAUUCUCUGCUCUUGUGGACAAACAAAAUCAUGGUCUGCCACUGGAGACUAGAUGUGGCCAUCCCAGCAUGCUCUGCUUGCAUCAGCAGCUUCUCAUCAUGUUCUUCUGCUGGUGAUGAAUGCCCACCACGCUUGUAACCUUCUCAUCAUGCUUUGCUUCUGUGGAUGCCUUCCUGGUUUGAUCCAACGCCAAGCCUACGCCAGCAGUUUCGUCUUCCGUGCACCAUUUACUAGCACCAGUCUUUGCUCCUAGGGAAUUAUGACCAACCUCAUCAUUUCCCAAGACUGCAGCUACUUUCCCAUCAUCCUCUGCAGCAGCUGUGGCUAAUCCCAUCAUCCUCUGCUGCUGUGGGUCUGUGGUCUCGUUGACUGCUGCUGUCAUGCAGUUCAUGGGCUUGUUCAUGGGGGUUGAAACAUUUCCCAUAAUCCUGUAUUGUAAAGAAUCAUGACAACCUAACAAAAGAAGCCAAUCACUCUUUGGGACCAGAACCACCUUCCCAACAGAUGCAGAGAUGGGUAGCCCUUCGUGUUUCUGCAUUGAUUUGACAUCCCUGCUCAGGGGUUAAAAAUGAAAGUACAUUUCUCUCUCUCUCUCUCUCUCUCUCUCUCUCUCUUUUCCCCACAUCCCAGCUUGGCUACCCUAAAACACUGCCUUGGUGCCAAAUUAAACCAUCAUGGCUGGGUCUCUGUGUGUGUCCAGGACUCCUGGGUUCUUUGGGAGAAGAAUGGGAUCUGGGCCAUACAGGAGUGGGGUAGAUGGAAGUUAAGACUGCUGGGUUCUCUGAAAGAGGCCAAGAUUUCACCCACAAAAUUAUUUCCCCCAAUGGUGUAUGUGAAGAUAUAAUAAAGAAGACAGUGCCUCUG